Molecule: messenger RNA, 1171 nt
Organism: Zea mays
Lineage: Eukaryota; Viridiplantae; Streptophyta; Magnoliopsida; Poales; Poaceae
Product: MADS box interactor-like
Exons: 6
Coding region: 110-850 (246 amino acids)
Source: RefSeq, marked predicted
ACGAUAACCCAAACAAACCAAUCAUCCUCUCCGUGUAGGCCGCGGGAUUCCGUGUCCCUCUCCAAUCCGGCGUAGCCAUCGUCGCCGGAUACAGGAUCCGGUCCCCGCGAUGGAGCCCUCACCAACCUCCUCCUCGCCGGCUGUGGCGCGCCGGUUGUCGCCGGAGGUAAGGAGGGUGCCGAAGCGGGCGCUGGAGGAGUUGUUGGAGCAGGUCCAGCGGGCUGUUGAGAUGCUGCGCGAUGCCGACGCUGAUCUCGCCAUCUCUCUCUCGGAGGAGACCGCAGCAGCCUCGCCGGAGGCCGAGGACCGCAAGGACGAUGUUGGUGUCGAUGGAGAUGGCAUGGCGACGUCGUCGGUUGCGAGUGACUCCGAUUACGAGACGACGCAGAUGUGUGACCUUCUUAAAUCUAAGGUUGGAUCACUCGAGUUCCUUCAAAAGCUCAAUGGUAUUCAGAAGUCAGUAGAUCAGAAUUGUGCAGUUGAACCUGAUACAUCAUGGGAUAUAAUAAAGUCGGAUUUGUGGGAAGAUGGUGACUCAGAUGAUGGAUAUGUUCUUGUUAAACAGGAAGAUGUGGUUGAUGGGAUCACUUCCUUUAUGGCUGCAUGCCUGUUAUCACUUAAAAGAACCAAGGACCUGCCUCCUGAUCAACUUCAGAAAGCACUUAGGAAGAUGUUUUCAGCUGAAAAGAAGAAAAGUAAAAUCAGAAAGGCUUGGGAUGGAACUAAACUCAUUUAUAAUGUUACUUCAUGGGGCGCCACUGCUGUUGGGUUCUACAAUAAUCGAGCAUUGCUUACGGUCGCAAGUACAGCAUUUCGGACUUCCUGCCGUGUGAUAUCCAAGUUCCUUUGAAUAUUGUGUAGGGUAUGUUAGAACUGCUUGCGUCUGCUUUUCCGUUCUUCAGCUAAUAAAAAGGUAGCAUAAAGUCGGAAUCCAUUUGCUUAAAUCUGUCCUGUUUGCCAGCGACAUCAAGAUUUCGCAGUCGAGUUCGACUGCUAAUUACGUAUUCUCUUCAUUUUUUUUAUUUGUCGCGGUUUAGUUCAAAAAUGAACAAAUAUUAGCAUUUAGCAGCGCCUCUAGUCCAAAGCAGCGUUGGUAUUGCACAACUGUAAAUGUUGCCUUGCAUUGAACAAACUUGCUUCCGUGCCAGAAUUUUAUUUUGGUCACCUGAAA